Salvelinus fontinalis (brook trout) is the source of this 3202-nucleotide messenger RNA. RefSeq names its product fatty acid desaturase 6-like. Gene Ontology annotation, cellular component: membrane. The coding region runs from base 314 to 1510 and encodes 398 amino acids. The transcript is spliced from 6 exons. Lineage: Eukaryota; Metazoa; Chordata; Actinopteri; Salmoniformes; Salmonidae. The record is from RefSeq and is a predicted model, not a curated record. Gene Ontology annotation, molecular function: oxidoreductase activity, acting on paired donors, with oxidation of a pair of donors resulting in the reduction of molecular oxygen to two molecules of water. Gene Ontology annotation, biological process: lipid metabolic process.
AGAAGGGAGGCGAAACAAGGACAGCAGGGGAGGGACAUGCAGUAUGCAUGAGAGGCUCCGUUGAGGAGAGAGAGACAGAUCAGCAGAAUUGCUUCUCCAGCUGAGCAACUGGAUAAAACUGCCAAUAAAACUUUGCACCCUGCCAUGCUAACAUCAGUCCGGACCCUUUGUGUUCAGGGUACAAUGUGCAGGCUGAUUUUCUCAGAGUCUGGACGCUGCCUAUGAGUCUGUCCGUACAGCCGCUGGACACACCGAGCAGUCGCUUUUACUUUAGUUUGUUGUCGGUCAGGAGGGAAGCACAAAAGGAGCUGAUAUGCAGAAUGUACCAGAGGAGUGGAGGGAAGAACAGAGCAUGAGAGGAGGAAGAGACAAAGAUGUUAAACCGUGGGAGGGUAGAGAGGCCUUGUUCCAAAGGAACACCGGUAACUCCAAACAGGACAUGUCCACAGGGAAAGAGAAGAAAAAUGGAGAAAUGAUGAACGGAGGGGGAAAGGGGACGGAGGGGACGGAGGGGACGGAUAAAGAGUCGCUGAUGAUGGAGCUGACACGUCUGGUUCAGAAGACAGUGAAGGAGAGUAGCUGGUGGGAGCGGAGAGGCAUCGACAUCACUAUCCUGGCCCUCGCCUUUCUCCUGCUACCCCCAGCAUUCCUGCUGCUUGGUUCAUCCCAGGCCCUGGUGUUUGUCCUGGGCAUGGUGCUGAUGGGCAUGUCCCAUGCUGUCAUCACCAUCAAGGGGACCCAUCUGGCAAGUCACGGAUCGCUGAGCGAGUCCCCUACCUGGGCCGAUGUCUGGGCUGUGUUUUUCAUAGAGGUGUGUGGGUCGUUCACAGCGAGGGCAGGUGUAACAGGCCACAUUAAGAUGCACCAUGCCCACACCAACGUGAUCGGCCUGGGUGACUCCAGCACCUGGAAGAUACCCUACCUGCCCCGGGGUGUAUACCUGUUCAUUGCCCCCCUGGCUGUACCUGUUAUCACUCCUCUGGUGGCACUAGGUCAGCUGAAAGAGCACUCAAUGGGCCAGGCCCUGAGGACAGUCCUGAUGGUGUUCCUGGGGUUAUAUGCUCAGUACUGGCUGUUGAUCCAUGUCUCUGGGUUCCAGUGUCUUUACAGCACCCUCCUCUGUAUGCUGCUCUGCAGGGCUAUGUUCUCCCUGCCCUACAUACACGUUAACAUCUUCCAACACAUCGGCCUGCCUAUGUUCUCCCCGACCUGUCGGCCCAAGAGGAUUUACCAGAUGACCCACGGGGUUCUGAACCUUCCUCGGAACCCCCUGCUGGACUGGAUCUUCGGACACUCCCUCAUCAACUGUCACGUGGAACACCACCUGUUCCCCUUCCUCUCCGACAGCAUGUGUCUCAAGGUAAAGCCCAUCGUGUCCCAGUAUCUGAAGGAGAAGGAGCUCCCAUACCAGGAGGAUAGCUACCUCUCCCGUCUGCAGCUCUUCUUUCACAAGUACCAGGAGCUCAUGGUUUUCGCCCCACCCAUCACAGAGCUGGUGGGGGUGCAGUAAUGGAGCAGAGAGGUGGAGGAUGAGGCAGAGGACAGGAAACAGGGAAUAUACCAUCUACUAACCCAUGCUGCUGUGUGUAGUCACUGAAUUAAGAGACUGCUACCACUGUCCUACUGUAUCUAGGAGGAUCAUUCUUUAAGUGCACAAACUCCAACUAACUGACAUUAACAUAGAAAUAUACAGUGGGGAGAACAAGUAUUUGAUACACUGCCGAUUUUGCAGGUUUUCCUACUUACAAAGCAUGUAGAGGUCUGUAAUUUUUAUCAUAGGUACACUUCAACUGUGAGAGACGGAAUCUAAAACAAAAAUAAAUGCAAUUUUAUUACUUAAAAAUCAUACAAUGUGAUUUUCUGGAUUUUUGUUUUAGAUUCAACCCACUGGGCACAUACCGGUUGAAUCAAUGUUGUUUACACGUAAUUUUAAUGAAAUUCUGUUGAACCAAAGUGGAAUAGACUAAUUGAUGUCUGUGCCCGUUGGGAACAAUAAUAAGGCACUUUAUGGGAUACAUACACUACCAUUCAAAAGUUUGGGGUUACUUAGAAAUGUUCUUGUUUUUGAAAGAAAAGCACAUUUAUGUCCAUUAAAAUAACAUCAAAUUGAUCAGAAAUACAGUGUAGACAUUGUUAAUGUUGUAAAUGACUAUUGAAGCUGGAAAUGGCAGAUUUUUUUUAUGGAAUAUCUACGUAGGCAUACAGAGGCCCAUUAUCAGGAACCAUCAGUCCUGUGUUCCAAUGGCACGUUGUGUUAGCUAAUCCAAUUUGUGGGUUUUAUUACAGGCUCAAAAUGGCCAGAAACAAAGACCUUCCUUCUGAAACUCGUCAGUCUAUUCUUGUUCUGAGAAAUGAAGGCUAUUCCAUGCGAGGAAUUGCCAAGAAACUGAAGAUCUCGUACAAUGUGUGUACUACUCCCUUCCCAGAACAGCACAAACUGUCUCUAACCAGAAUAAAAAGAGGUGUGGGAGGCCCUGGUGCACAACUAAGCAAGAGGACAAGUACAUUAGAGUGUCUAGUUUGAGAAACAGAAGCCUCACAAGUCCUCAACUGGCAGCUUCAUUAAUAUUACCCGCAAAGCACCAGUCUCAACGCACAGAGCGACUUACAGUAGUGAGUGCAUACAGUUUCAUACUGGUGCCCCGUGGGAAUUGAACCCGUUGCAAGCGCCAUGCUCUACCAACUCUACCUUCACGGGACCAGCUCUUCAUACUAUAAUACAGGCCAGUUCAUGAUCUAACAUAGCAAUAAAACAUAACAUAAACUAGGUUUACCACCAGAUGUGUGUUUCCGUCAAACAGACUAGUUGCGGAUAAAAAAGUAUGUGCGUGAUUACAUAGUGCACAUGAAAAUUACUUUUGUGGUUAAGUUCCCAUGUACCAAAUAAAAAACACAAGUCAAAUGAGUUUCCAUCGCAAUUUCAACUCUACCGAUGGAGUCCUCCCGGGUGGCGCAGUGGUCUAGGGCACUGCAUCACAGUGCUAGCUGCGCAACCAGAGUCUCUGGGUUCGCGCCCAGGCUCUGUCGCAGCCGGCCGCAACUGGGAGGUCUGUGGGGCGAUGCACAAUUGGCAUAGCGUAGUCUGAGUUCGGGAGGGUUUGGCUGGUAGGGAUAUCCUUGUCUCAGUAUGUAAUAAAUUGUAUGCACUGUAUUGUUUGCACUAAUUAGAUUCUAUAUGAAAUAAAUCAUGUGAUAAUGUCCA